CGUCGCGACGCUGCCGUCGAAGGGACGUGGGAGAUGUUAAACGUUAGCACCUGUAGGCAGCAUCCGCUCUUAUCCGGUCGGAAACGAAAAUUAAAAUAUAUAAUUACUGCGUCUUAUAGUAAUUUCCGAUUCGAUCAAAGUUUGAACGAAUUAAGCCAAAAAAAUUGUACGACGACGAACUACUAUUCUUCUAGCUUCUAGAUUAAUCUAGAAUAUAUUGUGAAGAGAUCUUAUAGAAUAAUGGCAUCAUAGAGAUGCCAUCAGAUAUAAGAAAGUGUGUCAAGAGAACGAUUUCAGAAACUUCGGAGAGUCUUGAACGCAACCGAUAUCAGGAUGACACGCGUUAUUAAACCGUCAUUGCAUCAUUUCCGGAUCACGGAACUCGCUGGGAUGAUAGAAUAAUUGAAGACGUUCAACCUGUUUUUUUUCGCGUAGGCGGCCCUUUUCUUUCAAAUGCUGUGGAAAAGGAUAGCGCGAAGGAAGAGAGAAUAUUUUAUUCGUCCUUCGAUCGACGUUAAAUUACUAACGAAGCCGCGGAUUGCCGAAGGAAAUCGAAAGAGAUAUGCGUUGAGCAAGUGGGAAGGGACAUCUCCUUCGCCGAAGCAAAUAUCACGACGAGAACAUCCCUUAGUAAUUUUCUCCCGUUCCUCGUGAAUGACUCUAUUACGCGAAGGGAAAAGAAUGAUUGUUUUGAUGUAGUCUUAUUUGAAAAGUGAAGAGAGAAUUUUAUUAAAUGUAAGGGCAAAAAUAUAUAUAAUAAAAUACACUAUAAAAUAAAAUAAUGUAAUUUCAUAUAAAUGAAAUUAAAUAUAAGAAUAAAUAUUAUGGGAGUGCAAGUAUGUUGAUAGUGUACGUACAUUUUUAUGUGAAAAUUGUGCAAAACGUAUUUAAAUAUGUGAAAGUAAUCGCGAGGAAAGUGCAUUUAUCUGUUUAGUGAAAAAGUGAUAUGAUCAAUCUAAUACAAUUUUCUGCAGCAGACGAUAACUUGAUAAAAAAUACCAUUUCGAAGAAUCAGUUUUGAGCGAAAAGAUAAAAAAUAGGAAAGACAGCAUCAACUUGUAUUGUAGAAAAGAAACGUUUAUAUGUUCGCCGUUGGUUGGUGAUAAAUCGAUAGCAACAGUCGAUUGGUUCCUAAAGGGGUGAAAGAUCCCUUUCACGGAUGCAAUAUCUUUUAUGACAGUUGUAUCGAUAGGUCAAAUAAUUCCGCUCUAAAAGCUUGCCAACAUUCUUCCGGCUAUUUAUACAUGUGCUCAAAUAAAAUUCAUAGAUAUGUGAAAUAGCGAACGGGGCAAAAAGGGAGCAAAGUGACACGAGUCGUUAAUAUGUCUGAUAAAUUUAUACGCGGGGCAAGUAGUGUAAGCGCGCCUGAUGAGUAAUCUGACAUAAACACUUCAAGAUCCUUAUCUACUCACGUAGAUCGCAUACGAUAUACAGAAAGUCGAGCCACGGCACAUAUUCGUGUUCCUUUCAGACGGCGAAGAUUAAAUAGAGGAUCGAAUUUAAAUGCAACCGGAAGAUCGAUACGUUCCUCGGAUAUUCAUCCUUCGAGAAUGUCGAACGACUAUUUCUCCUCGUGACAGAUUCCCUCUCGCUCUCGAGGGUGAUUAGAUAACUAGAGAGGAUUAUUCAGUAGAAAAUCAUCGCAAAUUGAAUUGGCGUAGGCACAUUUAAGUGUUUAAGUGUUUAAAUGUUUCGUUCGCACGCCGGAGGCUAAAAAUCACAGAGCACCGCAAAUCCACUGCAAAGAUGUCGAGCUCGCCGCGAGUACGAAAAAUACCGCCCAGGCCAAAGAUCAUACUACCGAUUCCGGGACAAUACUAUCCGCAGACAGCGACCGGUAUGGGCUAUGUGUCGACGCCGUACGGACAAACUCCGAUGCCCAUGACGCCGAUGCCCAUGACGCCGAUGCCCAUGACGCCAGUUUCCGGUCAACCGCAGGUGAUCUACGCUAACCGGGCCAGUGAAUUCGUCUUCACGCAAUUCAAGGGGAUCAAGGAUCUGACCAAGUCUGGACUCAGCGUGGGAGAGAAAAGUGCCUUUUGGCUUUACGAGAAGGUCAGUUCUUGGAGCAAAAGAUGGUUCACACAUAUUUUUUUAUUCGUUAUUGUGCUUCUAUACAGCAUCGCUGGAGCGAUGAUCUUCGUAACGGUUGAGGGCACAAACGAGGAAUCUGGUCGCUUCAAUAUCCGGAAAAGGAGAAACGAUACGCUCGAGAUGAUCCGCGGAUUUUGCGACGACUCGGUUUUGGCAUCAGAUUUAAAUCGUUGGAAAGGACGAGCGGCAGACGAGCUAAUGGAAUACGAAAAUGAUCUGUAUGAGUUUUUCAAACGAGGCUUGACGGACCGCGGUCAAAAACUGUGGACAUUCUGGAACGCCGUGUUUUACUGUGGCACAAUUUACACGACCAUCGGUGAGUCAGACCACCCACACCACGAUUCCGGUGGUGCAGCGCAAACGUCGGGCGGGUUGCGGUGGAUGCAGGCGCGGCGUCGCGACGCCAAAGCGACGAAUUUCGCGUUGCGCACGGCGCCGUCGCUCGAUAUCCGCUGCGGCACAAGCCGGUCAUCCGGUUCCGCUGCCGCUGGUAGCGGCAAACAUCGCGAGCGUCGCGGUGCCGAGGUGGUGGUGGUGGUGGUGGUGUUGAUGGCAGUGGUGGGAGCAGCCUCCGUUUUAUUUCUGUCCCGGUUUCGUCGGGGCCGGUCUCGCGAGCGUGUCGAGUACGUUUUCCUUCGCGAAAAUCUCUCUCGCGUACACGAAGAACGUCAACGACAACUACGAAGAUUCGCAAUGGAGGAUAGUUACAUGGUACAUAGACGUCGCAAGGCGGCCGCCAGAAAGCGCGAGAAGACGCCCGAUCCCUCGUCGAGGGGUGCCGCGUCGCGCAUGGACACUUCGGAUGACGAGGACGAGGAGAGGCGCACCAGAAUGGAGAGAAUGGCCGAGGAGGCUGAGAAAAUGGAUCAGCAGCAGAAGGAAAACAGAUUGGCGCAGCAGCGACAAGAGGAGACUGCGAAGGGACCAGAGAACCGAGACAAAAAUAGGGAUGUUCACCAGGAGCAGCGUCCUGUCCGAAGAAAGGACAGAACUGACGCGAGGAAAUCUGCGAACGUAGAUGACAUGAUCGCUAUACGUGCCGAAGUGGCCGCCAAAUCAACGGCGGCUGAGAAUAAUUCUGGGAAAACUGACGUCGCAGCGACUGAUGACAACACGCGGUUGAUAAAGCAGACUACCGAAGCAAUAAACAAGUUUGACGACGAGAGUACCACGAAGAGAGAUGUCAUCAAAGCCGAAAUUGAUCAAGUGGUCAAGGAAAACCUGAUCGCCCAGGAAAUGUUGGAGACACCGAAGGAAACGAAUGGCGAGACCGUCAAACCUGUCGAAGUUCGCAAAGUCGAAAGACGAUUUAAAAGAAAGUCGAAGGAACGCGUAGAGAGGUAUAGUCGAUCAACGGAUUCUAGCGAUGCGGAUGAGAAGAGCGAGUCGAGUCAAAAGAGGACAAAGUCGCCGGAAGCAGCAAGGCCCAGGGCAAAGAAGACGAGUGGAAAAAGUCGUGUCAGCGAUCCGGAAAUCCAAAAGAGGGAUGCCGAAAGACAGAAUCGAGAGAAGAAAUCAUCGAGUCGACAAAAGCUGGAGGACGAGUCUCGGACGAAAGAUAACGCCGAGAAACCACGUUCGAAAUCUUAUAGUCAGACCGAGGAAACGGACGAGGAUUUGAAGAGCGUCAAGAAGAACGAGAACUCCUCACAGAGACCUGAAGAACGAAUAAUCAAGAAAUCUUCCAUUGAACUGAAGAAGCAGAUUAUCCCGUUGAACAAUGACAGUUUGAUCGAGGACUUCGCAAGGGCUCAGAGAGAAUACUUGUUGAAGGAGCGCAGUAUUCUGGAUCCGGACACUACAGAUGUCUUUCAGGAUGCAGUUGAAACUAGUUUUUUGAGAAGGCGGACGUUCAGUCUGGCGCACACUGAAAGCGAACACAAAGAGAUGCAAGAUGCAACGGAGUCUUCCGAUGCAGCUAAGUCUUCCGAUAAGAAGAAAUCGUGGUUCUCCUGGAUGAUCUUCUGGCGUAGAAAACAAGAGGAUAAUGAUGUCGCGGAGGAGAAGAUUGAGGACGAACCAAAGCCGACUCCGAAAGUUGAAGAAAUUAAAGCGGAAAAGCAAGAAGCUCCGGAAAAAGUUACUCUGUUGGACUUCUUCAGAGCGCUCAAAGAUGUUGUCGGCGAAUUCAAAGUCUUCGUCGAACAAAAUCCACGAGAGACGACGAUCAUCAGACGGCUACGUAAUCGCUGCAUAGCCGGAUUGCUGCUCGUAAUGAUCUAUUGUGGCCUCGGCGGCUUCAUCUUCCGGUUCGUUGAGGGUGCCUUCGAGUCGUUUUACAAAUGCGGCGUGAAGCGUGUGAAGAGGGAUUUUUUGGAUAGUUUAUGGAAUUACAGCCACAAUUUGAGAGAGGAUGACUGGAAGAGCAUGGCGCGUAAGAAACUGAUGGAAUUCGAAGAGCAGCUUCAUACCGCUCAUGAAGCCGGUCUGCACAGUUACAGCGGUCAAAAGAGCUGGAGUUUCUUGAACGCGGUUGCGUACUGUGUCACCGUCAUCACCACCAUCGGAUACGGACAUAUUUCGCCAAGUACAACUGCAGGAAGAGCCAUCACGAUCGUAUACGCUAUUUUCGGUAUUCCGAUGUUUUUAAUUAUCCUGGCCGACUUCGGUAAGUUAUUUACGCGCGGUAUAAAGUUCCUGUGGGCAUUCGUGAGAAGAUUAUACUAUACUGGUAGCUGUCGCAAGGUUCGUCACACUGGGCCUGUUCAGGAAGUCAUGAAGGGCAUGCAACUCGUGUACGAUCUCGCGAAGUUUCGACGGCCGUCACAGAUGAAUCCGGAAGAGAUCGAGGUGAUACAGAGGCAGCAGAUGCAACAACAACAGACGGUCCUCAAUCUGGACGCCAACGCGUCGGACACGCCGGGAACACCGGCAAUGUCAGCAUAUGCCAUCGACGACGAAUUUAAUCUGCCGAUCUCGGUUGCGAUCGUCAUCCUCCUGGCCUACAUCUUCAUAGGAGCUACUCUGUACUACAUGUGGGAGGAGUGGAGUUUCUUCGAAAGUUUCUACUUCGUCUUCAUCUCCAUGAGCACUAUCGGCUUCGGCGAUUACGUGCCAAAGAAUCCCAUAUACAUGAUGUGUUCGAUAGUAUACUUGGUGUUUGGUCUGGCGCUCACGUCCAUGUGCAUCAAUGUCGUACAGGUGAUGCUGUCAGACUCAUUCAAGCAAGCGAGCCAAAAGAUCGGUGCCACGAUUGGCUUCGAGGUCGCCGAGGACGACAACUCGGUGAAACCAGCACCGCCACCGCCGAUCGAGAUCGCGGACGUCCACGUGAGUUUGAAGGAGUCCGAGAGCGACGAAAAGAUCGCGCCCAAGGCCAAACAAGAGGACGUCGAUCUGUAGAUGCAUUUCUUUCUCAGAGAAACUCUUACACAUCCAGAUCGAGUGCUAACUCGUUCGCUCAUUUCUUGAAAUACGCGUGCGUUUUUCCGGUCUAAAAGAAUAAUCGUCUGUUGGCUUAUAUAACGCACGGGAUACACAGUAACUAUUUCAGCACGCACGCAAAAUCAAGCUUUGCGAUUCGGGAAAUCAUCGUCAAACAAUCGUCAUUCAAGGGGCCGUCUUUACAUCUGAGAUCUGUACGAAGUUUGACUAAUUGUAAGACAACUAAUCUUGGAAUGUUUGACGUUUUUCAAGAUUGAAUUUGAGGAUGAAUGUUUCAGUCAGGUCUAAUUAAUAGUUCUACUUAUUUUCAAUAAGCUGAACUACUGUGGAAUUCAAUAUUUUUUUUUGAAGUUCGAUUCUGAGAAUCUUCAAAUUCUUCUGUCGACAUAAAGACGGUUCCACAUUUUGACUGCAUCAGCAGAGAAUUUUUUAAAGCAUUAUACGCUAUUACACAUUCGUCUAUCGUUGAGAUUACGUCGAAUAAACAUGAUCUUCUCAAAUUGUAUAUAUUUCUGAAACGCGCAAAUACCGAUAACAACUUUAUGAAACUGGAGAUCUAAUCGUGCCUCUAUCAAUGCGAUCAACGAGUUGCCUGAAGAGAUGAAACUCUAAAUGAUGAACUCCGAUAGAAAUUUAUCUGUAAAACGAUGUGCAUAAUCCAACGAAAGUAUCGAAACAAAAUUGUCCGAAACGAUACGCACAAAUAUUUAAAUGAUGUCUCGUCAGGCGAAUCUCGUAUACUGAAUUUAUGAUAAUCUUGGAAAGAAGCUUUAAUUACAGAAAAUCACACUAAUGGUAUGAUGGAAUAUCACUUGCUGUCCAUAUUUUACAAUUUGGAUAUGAUUUUAAAAAUAGAAUAAUAAUUCUGCUUUAUAAAAUUUUAUUCUAAAAAAAAAAUUGAGACUUUAAAAAAAAAAUAAUUGUACAAUUGUAGGUUAUAUAUAUAUAUAUAAGAUAAAAAGUUUGUCACGUUUUUAUAUUAUUUAUCAUUAUAUAGUAUUACAUAUUUCACAAUACCAUUGGUAGAUAGAGCAAUUCUUCAAUUUACAGUAAAUAAAAUGUUUGUCAUAUUGCGCGAUAUCUCCAGUAGUAGUAAUUAUUGAUACGAUAAAUUGCGAGAAACUAUUUUUCUUAAGAUACAUACAUCGAACAAGAGAAAUAUCGCCUCUCUGCAGCCGCGCUCUUGCCAAAUAUAUUCGCGGGUCAGAAUAUAUCUCGCGACUUAUUUUUCGUAGUCUAGUGUCUAUUGACAAUAAAUAUAAGGAAAUUCAAGUAUUUUGUAUAUUCUGUAAUUCAUCAUAAUGUGAUUUCCUUCCUGAGUUGACUUUUAUAUGUCAUGCAAAAUAUGAAAUUUGAGAGACGAUCAAUGGCCUAACUCCUUUUUCUGCUAGUUUUAAUUCUUUUUCUGUAAAUUAUUCUACGAUUUUCUCUUCCGUUGGGAUUGAAAGAAAGUUAAUUCUUGAUAAAUUUUUCUUUGUAUAAAAACCAAAUUUAACUUCACAAUUUACGCGGCAGUCGUUAAUCCUUUUGCGAGAUUAACGGAAUCCUAUCUAUAUAAUAUAUAUACAAGAAAUAAAUAAAUGUAAAAAAUUAUAUUAAAAAAUAUGAAUGUGGAAACUUAUUUCAUAAAAUUAAGAUAUUAAAAAAAAAUUAAAUCAAUUUAAUAUCUAGAAAAAUUUAAAGAUCUUGAAAGUAAUCUUUGAUUUUGGAAAUUAGAGAUUCAAGAUUUUAUACAAUAAUUUUCUAUCAUUUUCUCUCUUAUUCUUUUAUAUUUUUUCUAUAAUUUUUCUUAUAAAUGUGUCAUUAUAUGAUAUCAUCGUAUAACAAUAAAGAAAUUAAAGCCUAACGGGAGAGUUCCGAUUUCUGCGAAGACAAAACACUCGUGCCUUUUCAAAAAUAAAAAUAAAUUAGUUGAUGAAUUUUUAUGAUAGAUACGGCAAAGAUUCCUGCAUAUGAUAAGGCUUAAUCCAUAAUCAGUUUUGCUUGGCAGGAAUAUUAAUUUCUUAAUUCUACGUUAAAAGUGGACGGUUUGGUGAUUAUAUGGUGUUUUGAUGAUAUUACUAUUCGUUGAAAAUUCACGUAAAAAUUAAAAGAAUUGAGUGUAUAAAUUUAUCACUGUAAUAAAAUACUUCAUAA
Formica exsecta is the source of this 7614-nucleotide messenger RNA. RefSeq lists its product as uncharacterized. Gene Ontology annotation, cellular component: membrane. Gene Ontology annotation, biological process: stabilization of membrane potential; potassium ion transmembrane transport. The record is from RefSeq and is a predicted model, not a curated record. Gene Ontology annotation, molecular function: potassium ion leak channel activity. NCBI's taxonomy places the organism in Eukaryota, Metazoa, Arthropoda, Insecta, Hymenoptera, Formicidae.